CUCCCUUAGACACUUCCGGAAUUAUGCGGCCUGCAUGGUGACUUGCAAACUUGAUUCUAAAAGCAGUUUGAAUUCACCAACCCGUGCCUUCUGAGGCAUACCGACGAACACUUUGCAUAGAGUACACGUCAGGAGAUUUGUUGUAUCAAAAGCAGGAGUACACAUCGUUUACAACAUGAGUAUUCUUGCCUACAAUGGGGCAGCUAUCAUUGCCAUGAAGGGGAAAAACUGUGUGGCCAUUGCAGCUGACCGAAGGUUUGGCAUCCAGGCACAGACAAUAAACAUGGAAUUUGACAAAGUCUUUGAGAUGGGACCACAUUUAUAUAUAGGCCUACCAGGCUUAGCAACUGAUGUGCUGACCAUUUCACAAAGACUGAAGUUCCGACUCAACUUGUAUGAGCUGAGGGAAAAUAGAAGGAUCAAGCCCAAGACAUUCAUGAGCAUGGUGUCCAAUCUGCUGUAUGAAAGGAGGUUUGGACCCUACUUUGUGGAGCCUGUGAUCGCAGGUCUCGAUGCCAAGACAGGAGAACCAUACAUAGCAUCCAUGGAUCUGAUUGGUUGCCCAAUGGAGACAGAUGACUUUGUUGUCAGCGGCACAUGCUCAGAACAGAUGUAUGGAAUGUGCGAGUCACUGUGGGAACCGGAUCUGGAACCGGAUGACCUGUUUGAGACAAUAUCUCAGGCAUUGAUGAAUGCCUUUGACAGAGAUGCUGUGUCUGGUUGGGGUGGUGUUGUCUAUAUCAUUGAAAAGGACAAGGUGACGAAGAAACUACUGAAGACUCGAAUGGAUUAGUUUUAUUCCCAUGUAUAUUCAACACUGUGUAAUGUAUUGCGCUGUCAGAAGAAACAUCACCUUCAAACUUCAUCCACAAAGUGGCACUGUCAGUUCCAUUUCAUGUACUAAAACAAUUUAAACCAAA
Haliotis rufescens (red abalone) is the source of this 920-nucleotide messenger RNA. RefSeq names its product proteasome subunit beta type-3-like. Gene Ontology annotation, cellular component: proteasome core complex; proteasome core complex, beta-subunit complex. Gene Ontology annotation, biological process: proteasome-mediated ubiquitin-dependent protein catabolic process. The transcript has 6 exons. NCBI's taxonomy places the organism in Eukaryota, Metazoa, Mollusca, Gastropoda, Lepetellida, Haliotidae. The record is from RefSeq and is a predicted model, not a curated record. Bases 176 to 793 code for a protein of 205 amino acids.